CCGUCUCUGAUCAAGCAUCCGGUCCUGGCCCAGCUUAAUCCAUCUGUGGUGCACACAAGUGCCACACUCGAUAAUGCGUUCUCAUACAAAACUCCUGAUCAGUCAAGCCCUACGGAUUCGGCGACUUUGGAGAGCACAGAGGAGCGAAACGUGGCGAAUAAACUGAAAGUACCGGAAGUGGGGAAUGAGUAUCAGCCGAAUCAGACAAACAAAGGUGUAGAUCAGGAACGGGAACAAUCAGCUGAUUCGGAGGAAGAGGAGGACUUGUUAGAUGAACAGUCUAUCGAUUCGUUUGAGCGUGCUUUCCGAGCAAUAUUGACUACACGGGAGCGUGUGGGUCAGUUAGAUCAUGCUUCUCGACGCAAAAUGGCCGAAAAACUCACCCUCCAGUUGUGGCGAGCCGUAGGUGGCUCCCCGGACGAGGUUGACGGUCUGAGUACGGAAAGUUCAGACGAAGUUGACGGCACGUGA
This is a messenger RNA of Echinostoma caproni, 471 nucleotides long. Lineage: Eukaryota; Metazoa; Platyhelminthes; Trematoda; Plagiorchiida; Echinostomatidae. The record is from the annotation of a GenBank genome assembly.